Messenger RNA from Talaromyces stipitatus ATCC 10500, 636 nucleotides. RefSeq lists its product as uncharacterized. Lineage: Eukaryota; Fungi; Ascomycota; Eurotiomycetes; Eurotiales; Trichocomaceae. The coding region runs from base 1 to 636 and encodes 211 amino acids. The transcript has 2 exons. The record is from RefSeq and is a predicted model, not a curated record.
AUGGUAGUUCCAUCACAACCUGUCAUCCGCAGGAAAGCAGUCAAAUCUGUAAAGCCACGUCCAAAACCCCCUGGACAGUCUCGACGUCUACCAUGCGCGAUUGAUUCCAUCGAGAACAUGCAUUCAUCUUUUCAUGACGCGCCGCCUACAAAAAAGCUAUCUUCUGCCGCAGGCAUUACAAUCGAGGAAUACGUGUCGAAAAAGCCUCAGUACGACUUCGACAACUUCGUUCCACGUUCAAUUCAGUGUCCAGUUGCGACAAGUCAAGCAUUCGAUGAUGCAUACGAUUACCUUUUCAAACAUCUUUCAGGAGGAUGCAACGGUCUAAACAUCAUUCCGUAUCCAGGUCUUCGCGAAGAUGAUGAUGAAUCAGAAGAGAAAGUGUCCAAUUCAGCGUUUGCAGCACUUGUCUAUGUUGAGCCAGGAGUAUCGGGUCGCUGGGAAAAAAUCGAAAAGGGGUUGAAGCGCAUCUUCAACGCAGCGGCUAUAGAGGAUGGGGAGGAGCCAAAGUGGUUGUGUGAGGGGAUUAUCUUUCGGUUGUGCGCGGCGAACUCAUCCAGAUAUUGGCAGAAUGGUCCUGAUUGGGCUUUACUAAAUGAAAUUGACCUACGUACUCAGGUACCCCUCGAGCCUUGA